Messenger RNA from Candida albicans SC5314, 1767 nucleotides. RefSeq names its product Sap7p (gene SAP7). Bases 1 to 1767 code for a protein of 588 amino acids. NCBI's taxonomy places the organism in Eukaryota, Fungi, Ascomycota, Pichiomycetes, Serinales, Debaryomycetaceae. The record is from RefSeq and is a predicted model, not a curated record. Gene Ontology annotation, molecular function: aspartic-type endopeptidase activity. The transcript has a single exon. Gene Ontology annotation, biological process: proteolysis.
AUGCAAAGAGUAUUAGAGUUAUUACUUUUAUCAUCUACAGCUCUUGCUGUUAUUGGUGAUGGUUUUAUUGCUUUGCCAGUGCACAAACUUCAAGCUGGUGAAGGCAGUGCACAUUUCCCUAACCGUUUACCUAUUUUUGAUGUUGUAAAUGGUGUAGCAAAAUCAGUUGAAGAUGAUGUAAACCAAAUCAUUCAACCUAUUUUUGGUAAUGGGAUCUUUUCCGGUGGUUCAAUUCAAGGAACACAUUCUGGUAAUGGACACAGUGUGAAAUAUGAAGUGUCAUUGCCCUCUUCAUCAUCACAAAAAGGUUCUAAUGGUCCAUCCUCCACUGAUAAUAAGGAUACUGAUCCAUCCAAAACUGGAUUUUCUUUAGAUGAUUUAAUGAACUCAAUUCCAACUGAUUUUUGGAAUUUAAUCGGUUUGAAUAAAGCACCUACUUCAUCUGACAAUGGUUCCAAAGAUGCAGAUUUCACUCCAAGUGCUGUCUCACAGGUCGAACAACCAACAAGCAAGAGCGUUGAAUCAACUGCUCCUGGCCCAGCUUCCUCGGCAUCUUCUUCUUCUUCACUGGAAGCUGCUUCCUCUUCGCAACCAUCAGAAGAUAGUCAACCUUCUUCAUCUGCCAACAAAAAAACUGGUGCUUUUUUCCUCAGUUUAGAUAACACUCAAACAUUAUAUACUGCUACUUUGAAAGUUGGUUCACCAGCUCAAGAAGUUCAAGUUAUGAUUGAUACUGGAUCUUCUGAUUUAUGGUUUAUUUCUUCAGGAAAUUCUCAAUGUAAAGUCAAUGGAGGGUCAAUUGAUUGUGACAAAUACGGUGUUUUUGAUAAACUGAAAUCUUCUACAUGGCAUGAUAACAAAACUGAUUACUCAAUCAGUUAUUAUGACGGUGAUAAGGCAUCAGGUACUAUGGGUCAAGAUAAUAUUACAUUUGCUGAUGGAUUUCUGAUUGAAAAUGCCAACUUUGCCGUUAUUGAUAACACUACUUCUAGUAUUGGUGUUUUCGGUGUUGGUUAUCCUGAAUUGGAAGCCGUUAAAUCAAAAUACACUAAUUUGCCAUUUGCUAUGAAAGAACAAAAUUUGAUUGCUAAAGUUGCUUAUUCCUUAUACCUUGAUUCUCGUGAUGCUGUCCAAGGUUAUAUUUUAUUUGGUGGUAUUGAUCAUGCCAAAUAUACUGGGGAUUUGAAAGCUUUUGAUAUUGUUCAAUCUAAUGAUAAAUAUGUUUAUUCUCAAAUCCCAUUGACUUCAGUUGCUUCAUCAUUGAACAAUUAUACUAAUGCUUAUGGUCUUCCUGCUGGAAGUAACCAUCCAAAAGUAGGUGCUGUUAUCUAUAAUGGUACCGAUUCUUUUAAUGGUGGUGUUGAUCUCAAAGACACUCCAACUUUAUUGGAUACCGGAACUACAUACAGUUACUUGUCCAAAGACCAAGUUGAAUCAAUUGUUGGACUUUAUGGUAAUGUUACUUAUAAUGAUGCUGGGAAAGCUUAUGAAGUUCCAUGUUGGGUAGGUAAUCCUGGUAAUUAUUUGGAAUUCAAUUUCAAAAAUGAACAAUACAUUAAAGUACCAACAUCUGAAUUUGUUAUUUCAGUCGGUACUUAUGCUAGUGGUGCUGAAUUGUGUGUAUUUGGUAUUUUACCAGGUACUCAUUCAAUUUUGGGUGACAACUUUAUGAGAAGUGUCUAUGCUGUGUUUGACUUAGAAGACCAUGUCAUUUCUAUUGCUCAAGCUGCUUAUAAUGAUAACCAUGCCGUUGUUCCUAUCGAGUAA